GGGCCAUGGCUGCACAGGAGCUUCGCUGGCUCACCUACCUGCUGACUGACCUUGGAGAGCCGCCUCGUUCUCCUCCAGUGCUGUACGUAGACAACAAGGCCAUGCUGGCCUUGUGUCGAGAGCAGCGUCUGGAGCACAGAACGAAGCAUAUUGCUCUUCGCUACUUCCUUGCUCGUGAGCUACAGCAGCGUGGACAGUUGCGGCUUGCGUACGUGGCCUCUGAGGCCAACACUGCUGAUGUGUUCACCAAGGCACUCGCGCCUUGUGACCAUCAGCGCUUCUGCACCCAGCUGGGCCCCUCGCGGCCCCUUCGCGGCCCCGUCGCCGCCCCUAUCGGCCCCGUCGAAGCCGCCAGCGGCCCCGUUGCCGACCCUAGUGGCCCCGUCGCCGCUCCUAUCGGCCCAGUCGCCGCCGCCAGCGGCCCCGUCGCCGACCCUAGCGGCCCCGUCGCCGCUCCUAUCGGCCGCGUCGCCGCCGCCAGCGGCCCCGUCGUCGCCGCCAGCGGCACUGUCGCCGCCACUUGCGGCCCCGGCCCCGCCUUGGCCAUGCCCGGUCGCCAGCCGCGGCGCACCGGGAGCACGUGCACCGCCCCCCCCCCCCCCUUUCCCGUCACCCGACAAAACUUGCCGUUGCCAUACCAGCGAGACUGCCAGUCACAAACUUGGGACCUAAAGAGACUGUAG
Molecule: messenger RNA, 683 nt
Organism: Closterium sp. NIES-65
Lineage: Eukaryota; Viridiplantae; Streptophyta; Zygnematophyceae; Desmidiales; Closteriaceae
Source: the annotation of a GenBank genome assembly